AUGGUUAAAGGACUGGACUCAAACCCUCGUGGACCCGAGUUCAGUUCCCCGCCGUGGCAGUUGCAAAAUGAUUGCGAGAAAACGAUAUAUCGCUUCGAGAGUUCAAACGCAGGUGUCUACCCGGAGGAGAAGGUCGAGCCAGAUCUUAUCACAUAUAAUUACCCGGAGGAGAAGGUCGAGCCAGAUCUUAUCACAUAUAAUUACGCGGAGGAGAGAGUUGAACCGGAUCUUAUCACAUAUAAUUACGUGGAGGAGAGGAUCCCGCCAGAUCUUAUCACAUAUAAUACCUCCCCAUAUUUUGGUGUUGCCAAUUAUCCCAACAAUUUCAAGUGUGGCCUUGUGGGAUCCUAUGAUGGACCUUUGAUGGCAAAGUACACGUUUAAUACUUUCCAACUGGAAGAUAAGUCGAGGCGACGAAUCGAAAUAUGCCAUGAUUACCUUGACAUCCCGAUACCCUUUAACAGAACCAUGAGGUUUUGCGGGAGCCAGAUGGGGUAUCUGAACGUGCCCAACUUCCGCUUCUUCACUCAAUUCGUGUCUGACUCUUCCAUCACUGACGUCGGGUUUAACAUCAGCAUCAGCUGGGAAGUAACCGACUGCCACCGUGUUAUCCAGCUCUCGAACCAAAACUCGAGAGGGACCAUCACGAGCCCGAACUACCCCAAAGCAUACCCCGAUCAGUCGGCGUGCGAGUGGUGGAUUGUGGCUCCAGUUGGCAGGAAAGUGUCUCUGGAGUUCAAAGACCUACGAGUAAGUGAUCCUGACUGUAAGGCUUUUUACGUCGUGGUUGACAAGUCUGGCAGCGGCGACUACUUUCCAGAGAACAGCGACUUACUUUGCAACGACAGGGGGCAUACCUUCAUUUCCGACGCGGAGAGCAUUAACGUUGCAUUCUACGGAAGGGCCAUGAGCACCGCAAGGUUUUCCGCCAUGUACAAGAUGCAGUGAGGUGCACCGUCGUUUCCUAAGCCAGGGGACGAUGUGUGUGUGUGUGCUUCUCUGGAAUAAAGUAGCAGUGUGUUACUUUAUCCUUUGCUCUUUAACUUGAUUGGAUUUCCAUUUGAUUCAUGGUCUUCCAUGUAAUUCUUGAUAAUAAAUAUUCAUGCAAUUCUUA
Penaeus monodon (black tiger shrimp) is the source of this 1114-nucleotide messenger RNA. RefSeq names its product zinc metalloproteinase dpy-31-like. Gene Ontology annotation, molecular function: zinc ion binding; metalloendopeptidase activity. The record is from RefSeq and is a predicted model, not a curated record. Gene Ontology annotation, biological process: proteolysis. Lineage: Eukaryota; Metazoa; Arthropoda; Malacostraca; Decapoda; Penaeidae.